Terrapene triunguis (Three-toed box turtle) is the source of this 849-nucleotide messenger RNA. RefSeq names its product glycoprotein-N-acetylgalactosamine 3-beta-galactosyltransferase 1-B-like. The record is from RefSeq and is a predicted model, not a curated record. Gene Ontology annotation, molecular function: N-acetylgalactosaminide beta-1,3-galactosyltransferase activity. Gene Ontology annotation, cellular component: membrane. The transcript has 3 exons. Lineage: Eukaryota; Metazoa; Chordata; Testudines; Emydidae. Bases 1 to 849 code for a protein of 282 amino acids.
AUGGGAAUCGCUGGGGUCGUGGAGGACAAUGCGACUGCGGCCGAGCUAUACAGCAAGGUGCGGAUCCUGUGCUGGGUCAUGACGGGCCCCAGCAACCUGGAGACCAAGGCCCGGCACGUCCAGGCCACGUGGGCGCGGCACUGCAAUGUGGUGCUGUUCAUGAGCUCGGUGCAGGACGACGGCUUCCCCACCGUGGGGCUGGAUGUCAAAGAAGGCCGGGACCAGCUGUACUGGAAAACCAUCCGGGCCUUCCAGUACGUCCACCAGCACUACCUGGAGCAGGCCGACUGGUUCCUCAAGGCGGACGACGACACCUUCGUGGUGCUGGACAACCUGCGCUGGCUGCUGGCCAACCACACGCCUGAGGAGCCCGUCUACUUCGGGAAGCGCUUCAAGCCCUUCGUCAAGCAGAGCUACAUGAGCGGCGGGGCCGGCUACGUCCUAAGCAAGGAGGCCCUGAGGCGCUUCGUGGAGGGCUUCAGGACCCAGGUGUGCACCCACACCAGCCCGGUGGAGGACCUGGAGCUGGGCAAGUGCAUGGAGAAGAUGGGGGUGCAGGCAGGGGACUCCCGGGACACCCAGGGGCAGGAGACCUUCCACCCCUUCCCCCCAGAGAGGCACUUGACGGAGAAUCUCCAGCUUGAUUACUAUUAUCCCACCUACUCCUUCUACCCCAUCCUGCUGGGUGCUCAGAGCUGCUCGGAUUUAUCCAUCUCCUUCCACUACGUCAGCCCGGAGGAGAUGUACCUGUUGGAAUACUUGAGCCGACACCUGCGCCCCUACGGAUACCAGCCCCGCUACCAGCCGGCUCUAACGGCCUGGAACCGCACGGCGCCCAGGGAGGGGUGA